AUUCAAAUAACCGCCCUUCAGCUUCCCCCCCAAAAUUACGAAAAAGGCUAAAACUCAUACCAGGCACUUUCAAUGAUUGGCAUUCUCGUAAAUAAAAUAAACAUAGAUGACAUUUUCCAGCACACCAAAACCCUUGCCGUGAAGUUCCACAUAUAAUAUAAUCGCUCAAUGAUGGCCAAAAAAACCAAUCCAUUCUUUUGUCAUGGCGUGUCCUUCGCUUCUACAAUCUACAGCGUCCUCGUUUCUCGGCCAUUCCCCUUUCUUUUCGUCUUCUUCGUCGGCGCGCCUGCCAUACCGCAACCGCAGAAAUGGAUACGGCGGCGUCGUUUCCGUUAAGGCGGCAGGCGAGAUUGUGUUGGUGGAGAAAUCGGAAGCGGAAAAACCCUAUCGUCUGAAAACUACUUACCUAGAAAAAAUUGUCCCUUUGCUUAAAGAAGAGUUCAACUACACCAAUAUUCACCAGGUUCCAAAGAUUGAAAAAAUAGUAGUGAAUUGCGGGAUUGGAGAUGCUGCCCAGAAUGCGAAAGGUUUGGAAGCGGCUAUGAAUGAGAUGGCAAUGAUUACGGGGCAAAGACCUGUGAAGACGCGAGCUAGGAAUUCUAUUGCUACUUUCAAGAUACGGGAAGGCCAGCCACUUGGAAUUGCCGUUACGCUUAGAGGAAACGUGAUGUAUUCAUUCUUAGAUCGGCUCAUUAACUUGGGGCUUCCUAGGACUAGGGAUUUUCAAGGUUUAAAUCCUAAUAGUUUUGAUGGACAUGGAAAUUACAGUAUUGGAAUUCGUGAACAGAGUGUCUUCCCUGAUAUCAGAGUUGAUGCAAUUGGUAAACCCAGAGGAAUGGAUGUUUGCAUCAAAACGACGGCCAAGUCUGAUAAGGAAGGUCAGAAGCUAUUGGCCCUAAUGGGUAUACCUUUUAGAGAAGGAGAUGGUCCUGUAGUCCAACAACGCAAGAAGAAACUGAAGCCUCACCACUUUCAGAAGAAGGGUGGCAAGGGCCGGAGAUGAGAGUUUUCCCUGCUAUAAGGCAGAGGUUCUUUGUACCAUUUUGUUGUAAUUGCAUCAUUGUCAGAAGGUAAUGCCCUAAAGAAUGAUGUUAAAUAAUGCCAGAUAAUUUGGUUGUAUUGUAUCAUCAGGGAAGUUUCAGUCAGGAUUCAAUUCUGUAGUCUUAACCUCUGAAUUCAAUGUAAAAGAAUAUUUGUCAAUCUUUUUGGUCUCAUUUCCAUGGAAGAAUGGUUUCAGCUGAACUUCAGGGUUCUUUUCCUGUUUUUAGCCUUGUUUCUGUUCGGGUCCAAUUUCAAUUAAUGUUGGUUUGAAUUGUUUCAAUUUCAAUUAAUUUAACUCAAAUCCACCCCUUAAUUGCAAUUGUAUAGCUUGAAUUAGGAAAU
Durio zibethinus is the source of this 1383-nucleotide messenger RNA. Its product is annotated as Ribosomal L5P family protein. Lineage: Eukaryota; Viridiplantae; Streptophyta; Magnoliopsida; Malvales; Malvaceae. Gene Ontology annotation, biological process: translation. Gene Ontology annotation, molecular function: structural constituent of ribosome. The record is from RefSeq and is a predicted model, not a curated record. Gene Ontology annotation, cellular component: ribosome.